Messenger RNA from Dictyostelium discoideum AX4, 530 nucleotides. RefSeq names its product EGF-like domain-containing protein. The annotation marks the transcript as partial. The transcript has a single exon. NCBI's taxonomy places the organism in Eukaryota, Evosea, Eumycetozoa, Dictyosteliales, Dictyosteliaceae. The record is from RefSeq and is a predicted model, not a curated record.
AUGAAAAAAACUCUUUUAAUAAUUUUAAUUUUAAUUUCUAUAAUUUUUAUAAAUAAUUGUAUUGCAGGAACAUGUGGAAAUGGCUGUUUAAAUGGUGGUACCUGUAAUUCAAAUAACCAAUGUACAUGCACUAAUCAAUGGACUGGAAAUGAUUGCUCAACUAAAAAAAUCCAAGUUUAUUCAAUUUUCCCAUCAUACACUGACGGUGGUGAAGUGAUUUUCUAUGGUUGGUUCACAGCAAAUUCUCCAAUUUCUAUCUUAAUUGGAAGUCAAACUUGUACUCCAACCCUUGUUACUACUGAUCAAAUUAAAUGUAAUAUUGGUGCUGGUAUGGUGUAAAGGAUAUUUCAAUCACUCAAGCUGGUUAUACUUGGUUUUCUCCAAACUCCUAUGAAUAUGUUAUUAGACCAACCACUCCUGCAAAUUGUCCAACAAAUUGCUCAAAUAGAGGUUAUUGUGGUGCUGGUCGUUGUGUUUGUGACUUUGGUUAUUGGGGUGACAAUUGUCAACUUGGAAAUGGUUAUCAAUAA